CAACCACGCUGUAUCCCUUCUACCAACCACGAUCCACAAGGUACAGAGGCCCGAGUAGAGUGCGCACGUACCCUCUUUGUUCUUGCUCACUCCACCUUCGACACCCUCGCUCGCUUGAUUGAUAGCUUGCUGGCUUGCUCUGUGCAGAGAUGGCGGGCGGUUCGUCGGCGUCGCCAGGGAGCAACGCCGGGAUGCUCCCCAUGCCCACCCCGUCCAAGGCUCGCCUGCCGCGCGCGUUCAGCAUCCACCGCAUCGUCAUGCUCUCUGUCCUCUCCUUCCUGGGCACCUGCCUCUUCUUUGUCCUCUUCGGCCGGCCAGACCGGGAGCGGAAACCGCGCGCAGACUGGAAGCAGCUUCUCUCGCCCUCGGCGGCGACGGACGUCUGGCCCGAUGGUCGGGGCCAGUACCCGACGAGCAACCAGGAGGGCGAGGACGGGUGGAUGCGCGGCAGCGGCCGCACCGGCAUCAACAUCGACACGCCCUUCAACCAGGACGACCUGACGUAUACCGAGGACGAGUGUGAAGCCUUUUUCCCCGAUCUGUACAACGAGAUUGACCGGAGCCGGGACUUUUACACGUACAAGAAGAGAUGGGACAGGGAGUGGCUCGAGGAGACGUGCGACGACGGCGUCUGGACGCACGCCCGCGUCGUGAUCCACAACAACCGGCUCUACGUCAAGCGGUACGAGAAGGCCGGCCAGUCGCGAACCCACGCGGCGCUGGCGCUGCUGCACCAGAGCCUGGUCACGGGCAAGGAGAAGCUGCCCGACGUCGAGUUCUGCAUCGGCAUGCACGACUGGGGCUCCAAGGGCAAGUUCAGCCUCGACCGGCGCGACGAGCUCAAGGACAACUGGUUGAUGCCCGACUACUCCUACUGGAGCUGGCCCGAGCAUGUGGGCAUGUACCAGGACAUGCGCGAAAAGGUGCGGGCCAUCGACAAGGACCUUGGCUGGGCCGGCAAGAAGUCCAAGCUGUUCUGGAGGGGUUCCCUCAAGGUUGGCACGGCGGACCGCGAAGCGAUGCUGGCUGCCGCAGAGGGCUAUGACUGGUCCGAAAUGUCAGAGCUCGUCUGGGGCAGCCCCGAUCCCAACAAGGGCCCCAUCCUCAUGGAGGACCACUGCCGCUGGAAGUUCCACGCAUACAGCGAGGGCAACACAUACAGCGGCCGGCUGCGCUACCUGCAAAACUGCCGUGUCGUCGUCAUCACCCACAAGCCAAAUUACAUCCAGCACUACACCCACCUCUUGAACGGCGAGUGGGGCCACCCGGACCAGAACAUCGUCUACGUCCCCCUGCCGGAGUCGGUCAAGGUGGACGACAAGCUGCUGGGCCGGGACCGGUCGUGGGAGCGGCUGCCUGAGGUCAUGGACAAGCUCCUCAAGGACGACGCCAUGGCCAAACGCAUUGCAGAGAACCAGUUCAAUACGUUUGGAAUGAGAUAUACCACCCCGGCAACAGCGACGUGCUACUGGCGCAAGCUCAUCAAGGCCUUUGGGUCCAUCCAGCAGUACGAAGUCGAGCUGAAUGGCAACGAGACGAGCUAUGAGACGUUUGCCCUCGUCGGUAUGAGAAAUGGCGACCCCGGCCUGCAUUAAACCAGCUCCUCCUUUCUCUCUCCUCUUUGCUUCUGUCUUGGUCGCUGCCGCUGCUGCUGCCGCAGCCGUCGAAGCUGCUCUUGGUGGUGGUGGAUUGUAAAUGUAUACCGCUUGCCUUCAAACCCUGUACGACUACUCUCUCUCUUCGAAAUCUGCU
Messenger RNA from Acaromyces ingoldii, 1752 nucleotides. RefSeq lists its product as hypothetical. The record is from RefSeq and is a predicted model, not a curated record. The transcript is spliced from 4 exons. NCBI's taxonomy places the organism in Eukaryota, Fungi, Basidiomycota, Exobasidiomycetes, Exobasidiales, Cryptobasidiaceae. The coding region runs from base 150 to 1595 and encodes 481 amino acids.